AUGUCGGCCAUCCAGGGAAAAUGUCACUGCGGUGCUGUCGAGUAUACAGCCAAGCUUGAAGACAAGUCUCAUAUCCUCUGCCAUUGUGAUGCCUGCAAACGCAUAAACGGCAGCGACUUCACCCUCAACCAGGUUGUGUCCAAGGACGACCUCGAUAUCAAGAAGGGCGACCUAACCAAGUACACCUACAAGGGUGAUUCGGUUGUGAGUUUUGAUAUUGACUUAAGCAAAGGCAACCCGGUCCACUGCUUCUUCUGCCCCACCUGCUCCACCCACAUCUAUCACCACCAGACCGCAAUGGGCGACGACAAGUAUAUCGUCCGCACGACAACGCUGGAGGGCAGUAAGGAGUGGCCGGCGUCGCUUCAGAUCUACUGCAAGGACAAGGCCAAGUGGCAGCCAGAAGUUGCGGCCAAGAUCUUCCAGGCUGGCCCGGCAUAG
Molecule: messenger RNA, 441 nt
Organism: Microsporum canis CBS 113480
Lineage: Eukaryota; Fungi; Ascomycota; Eurotiomycetes; Onygenales; Arthrodermataceae
Exons: 3
Coding region: 1-441 (146 amino acids)
Molecular function (GO): carbon-sulfur lyase activity
Source: RefSeq, a predicted model, not a curated record